UUGCAUUUAUAGUAAUCUGUAUAUUAUAUUAACUCAUUAUUUAUAUGAAAGUGUUUUCUAAUUAACCAUUGAAUGGCUCAAUGUUUUGUACAAUUAAGACAUUGAUGGUAAUAUUGGUGAUACUAAUGAGUGAUGAUUUGCAUUGCGAUUACGAGUGACCUGUGGUUGAAGUAGUGACCAAUUGUGGUGAUAAUUGUUGUCAAUAGUGUUGUGCUAAGAGUUAGUCAAUUGAAUUGAAUUGUAUUAACAGUACUACAGAUAACGUGUGCAUCCAAUGGCAGUGUCGGUGCAGUGAUGGCUCGACUGUGAUCCGCGAGCAUCGCUCAGCCCUUUCAUACCUACCGACUUUUAUUAUGAUUGAAGGAAACGGCGAAAUCCAAUGGACUUUCUCUCAGGUCAAGGGAACUCUCGAGGAUGAAGUGACCGAUGCGGACAUUAUAUCAUGUGUUGAGUUCAACAGCGACGGUGAGCUGUUGGCCACCGGCGACAAAGGCGGACGAGUAGUCAUUUUCCAAAGGGACCAAUCGUCGGUGCCAAACCCCAGGAGAACCGAAUACAACGUUUACAGUACUUUCCAAAGCCAUGAACCGGAGUUUGAUUACUUAAAAAGUCUUGAGAUCGAGGAGAAGAUAAACAAAAUUCGGUGGUUAAGGCGGAAGAAUGCGGCAAACUUUCUAUUGUCGACCAACGAUAAGACCAUUAAAUUGUGGAAAGUGUCCGAACGGGACAAACGCAUCGACGGCUAUAACCUGAAGGACGACAGCGGACAGGUGUUAAGGGACCCCAACUCUGUCACCUCACUGCGAGUGCCUAUCCUUACAUCCAUGGAUCUCACAGUGGAAGCUAGUCCUCGAAGAAUAUUCGCCAACGCGCACACCUAUCAUAUUAACUCUAUAUCAGUGAACAGUGAUCAGGAGACCUACCUGUCCGCCGAUGAUCUCCGUAUCAAUCUCUGGAACCUCGAGAUUACAGAUGAGAGCUUUAAUAUCGUGGACAUAAAGCCAGUCAAUAUGGAGGAGUUAACUGAAGUAAUAACCGCAGCGGAGUUCCAUCCGUCUCAGUGUAAUCUGUUUGUCUACAGCAGUAGUAAAGGGAUUAUACGUCUGUGCGAUAUGAGGGCCGCAGCUCUGUGUGAUCAACACGCCAAGAUUUUCGAAGAGCCCGAAGACCCGACGAAUAGGAGUUUUUUCUCGGAAAUAAUAUCCAGUAUUUCGGGCAUUAAGUUCUCAAACAACGGCCGAUAUAUGAUAUCUCGCGACUACUUAUCUGUGAAAGUAUGGGAUCUCCACAUGGAUUCGCGACCCAUUGAGUCAUAUUUAGUUCACGAAUAUUUACGUUCAAAACUCUGCAGUUUAUAUGAAAACGAUUACAUUUUCGACAAAUUUGAGUGUUGUUUCAAUGGAACCGAUUCUUACAUAAUGACGGGUUCCUAUAAUAACUUCUUCAAGAUUUUCGAUCGCCAGACAAAACGUGAUGUAAUGCUCGAGGCGUCCAAAGAAAUCGCGAAACCGCGCACUAUAUUAAAGCCGAGACGAGUGUGCACAACGGGUAAGAAGAAGAAGGAGGAGAUCAGUGUCGACAGUCUAGACUUCAACCGCAAGAUUCUGCACACGGCGUGGCAUCCCAACGAGAAUAUCAUAGCAGUGGCCGCUACUAAUAAUCUGUACCUCUUUCAAGACAGGCUUUAGUAUAGAGUUAUUUAGUACUCAAUUCACACAUUAACUAACGAACCAAACAUUUACAUCACUUUUUCAUAAUGUGUUCAAAUUUAUUUGAGGUAAACAUUCGUUAAA
Oppiella nova is the source of this 1793-nucleotide messenger RNA. The record is from the annotation of a GenBank genome assembly. Lineage: Eukaryota; Metazoa; Arthropoda; Arachnida; Sarcoptiformes; Oppiidae.